ACGGAUUCUUUUCCACCCUCAGUUGCGGUCACACUGCCCAGCCAACAACAACCACAACUCGGUGCCGUUAGGGCUGCGUUUGUUUUCUGCUCCCAUUCAGCUGCAAAGAAAAGAAAGAAAAGUGAAAAGCGUUCGGAAAACAGGCAGCAUGUGAAGCACAAUUACUCCACGCAAUUACUAUCUCAAACGAUAAAGCUCUCGCCGUAAGGAAGUGCGUGAAAAUCGCGAGUGAGUUCGUGAAAAUAGAAUAAAAAAGCGCUCUGCAAUUGAAGAGAAACAUUGCUGCAGUCGUGUGUGCGUGCGUGUGUUUGUGCGUGCGAGUGUAGUGUCGCUCUCUGGACGCAAUUUCCUCCGCCAAAAGAGAGGGGAAGUGGGGCAGGAGAGUCCCGAAUCGAAUCCCCCGAAACAGGGAAUCCGAAUCCGAAUCCCCAAAUCCGGUGCAUUAAAAAUAGCGCAACGAGAUGGUGAAGGCGCUGCUAACGAAGAUGAUGAUGUAAAUGCCGCAUCGACGCAUCCCCUUUCUCUUCUCUCUCCAAACGAAAGCGAAAUCCCAGCUGGGAAACUGUAGCUCCAGCUGAAACCGAACCAGCAACCAAAACUCACGAUUGCCGCCUUGGAUUUCGUUGGACUGAAAUCGAAACUGCAUUCUUUGGACUCAUAUUUAUACCACAUAACGACACAUAUCGCCGACGGAACCGAACAUGAGAUUCCAGUGGUUCUUAUCGGCCAGUGCCAGCCUGUCGCUGUUCCUUCUCCUGGACUUCGUCGCAUGGAUUCACGGCGAGCGGGACUUCAAUGUCAACGACUCCCAGGUCCCCGUAAUUGAGCCAAAGGAUGUGCCCGCCUACAAACAGGAUCCGUAUGUUACGGAAUUGAUGAGUUGCCAAAAUACUCCCAGUGAAAUUGUGCUUUCACUUUUGCUAAAGAAACACGACUGGAGUGAGCUGACGGCCACGAAACGAGCUCAUGUCCAGGACAAGUUGGCCAAGUUCUUUGCCAUACCCAAGGAAUUCAUUUCCCUGGAUUCGGUGUCUAAACGGGAACUGAGAUCCAUGCAAAAGUUGGCCAUGAGGAAAGGAGGCAAGGGCAACAAGAACAUCGAGACCCUCAAUCGUCGCCUGGGACGCGCCAGUUUCAUGAUCGGCUGUGGUCCAAGCUACUUUGUGAUGGGUGAACCGAUAGCCAAGCAGAUUGCCCACCAGAUGAAGGAUGGCACCAUUGGCGCUUUGACGGAGGAGAACUUCGGGCUUUGGUUCAUUUGGCGCAAGGAAUUGAAAUCAAGAUCAAACCGCAAGCGACGUCAAUCCGAGGGCUCUGGUGCCGAUGAAGAUGACUACGACUAUGGGGAUGACGAUGAGGAAGUUGCUGAGCCCAGUACGGAAGUGCCGCCAGUGACCACACAUGCCCAUCGACAUCAUCACGGAGCGUUGGAGGUGUCGGAGAAGAUAGUGUCGCCCGAGUCCGUCUCUUCGUCGGCUGUUCCCCUGGUUCCGGACGUGGAGGAGGAGAUCGAAGAGAGCGUCUCCAAGCUGGAGUCCGUCAUCAGCAAGACGAUUGAGAAUACGAAGAAUAUCAAGGAGCUGCCCGUUCUGGGCGAAGCCGACGAUGGUGAUGAUGAGGAGGAAGUGGAACUACAGCAAUUGGGAGUUCCACUGGCCGCGGAGAUUGUGCCAGACGAAACCACCAGUGCGGCGGCCACACGUGCCACGGAAAUGGUAAAGCCCGUUGAUUUGGAGGAGCAAGAAAUUUCGGUGGACUCCGGCGUUGUACCGGCUAUCGAUGUGGAGGCCUCGGCCACGCCCACGCCCUCGAUGUCCGCUCGCGAAACACAGAAGCCCUUUUCACCCUAUGACGCCACCUCUUCGGUGUCGUCCUCGUUCGCGCCCGUCCCAUCGAUUGCAUCUGGCAGCGAAGCUGGAGAAGAUUCAACUUCGGUGUCGACCCCUCACCUGUCCCCAGCUAACUCACCCACGGUCAUGCCCACAGAGCUAGACAGAAAUGGCCUAGCCACCACAUCCUCAUCAUCUCCAUCUGCCUCACCUCCUCCAUCGUCAUCCGUUCCGACACAAGCCACUCAGCCAACCACAUCUGCAUCAUCAUUCUCAUCAUCAACAAUAACAACAAGCACAACAGCAACAGUCUCAACAACAACAACAGCAUCAUCAACAGCAACAACAACUACAACAACAACAACAACACUGUCUGAAUCGCCAAAGCCAAAUACUGUGCUUAAUGAGCUCGAGCUGAGCACCCAGCUGCCCAUCGACGAUUUUGAGGGCACUGCUACUGCAACACAGCCAACUGCAACUGCAACUGCCAUUGCAAGCACAGCAGCAGCAACAGCAGCAGCAGCAGCAACCGCAACAGCCACAACUGCCAAUGCAUCUGCAACAACAGCAGGCGAAAGCGAAUUUCAUAUAGAGUCCACAACGCACCGCACGAUUAGCUCUAAGGAAGGAGAACCCGAUGCCAUCAGCAGCGGCAACAACAGCCUGGCCAAUAAUGAGCUGUCGACGCCCGCCACGCCCACAUCUUCGGUGGCCACGACCACGGCAGCUACUCCGGAGUCGAGCAGCAGCAGCAGCACCUUCGUCUCCACCGACUACAUGGAUCCGCAGCCGGAGGAGAAUAGCCCGCCCAUCAUCAAGACGCGCCUGCAGAAGCUGGCUGUCACAUCGGGCAAGGCCUUCACCUUCCAUGUGCUUCCGGAAACGUUUUACGAUGCCGAGGAUCAGGGCAAUCUCCGCCUGGCGCUCACCGACAAAGAUGGCCACGAGCUAAAGGCGAACUCUUGGCUGCAGUUCAACGCCGACAAGAGGGAGCUUUAUGGCCUGCCUCUGGACGACACGGUAUCCCGCUGGCAAUAUCGCCUGUCGGCCACGGAUUCGGGCAAUGCCAGUGUCACAGAAACUGUGGAGAUAAGUGUGCAGCAGCAUCGUGCUGUGAGGACCAUUAACCACGAGAUCAGCGUUUUCGUACGGAUCAACGAGAAGCCGGGCCACAACAUUGAUUGGCAGUUGAAGCUCAUUAAUGCGGUGGCCAGAACCUUGGAUGACUCCACCAACUCAGCGGUGGUAGUGCGUGAGAUCCGACUGACGCCGCACGAUCCACACAGUGCCACCUUCGUUUAUUUUAACGAAACCCUGCCCACCAGCGAGUGUCCCGAAAAGGAACUAAAGGAUAUUAUUGCACGACUGGAUGCCAAUAGACUGAGUGAUUUGGUUCAGCCACAGCUGGGAAUCAAAUCUAUAACCGGACAGUUAAUCGGAUCCUGCCAGAAGGAUUUAACUCAAGUGAAGCCCACACAGCAUAUGACCAAGAAUGUGCCGCCAAUGCCACGCAACCAGGUGGAUCGCGUUAACGCCAGCUUGGGCCAGCUGCUGGUCUACAAAGUGCCGGCGGAUACCUUCUAUGAUGCGAACGACAAUCAGUUGACGCUUACCUUGAAAACCAGGGAUCACCUUGAGCUAAGCCCACGCCACUGGCUGCAGUUCGACUCCAAAAACGAAGAGUUCUACGGCAUUCCGAAGAGCGGCGACAUUGGUUCCGAGGAAUAUCUGUUGGUCGCCGAGGACAGUGGUGGCUUGAGUGCCCACGAUGCCCUGGUCGUAGUGGUUAGCCCAGCGCCAAAGCGUGACUUUGGGUUCUUCUUCAAAGCGUAUCUGUCCAUCAAGCACGAGCGAUUCAACGCCGAUCUGCAGCGCAAGUUUGUAGAGCGUGUGGCGAAGCUGAAUGGAGAUCCUACUACUGGCCAGAUCCAGAUCCGUUCGAUAACCACACACCACGACUCCGAUGGCACCAUAGUGAACUUCUACAAUACGACGCUGUACAGGAAGCACAACAGCUGUCGGGAGAAGGAAGUGGCCAUGACCAGGAGCGUUUACCUAAACAGUGACCUCAGCCUGAGGGAGGCAGCCAAACGGGCUCUGGGACCCGAGCUCAAUCUGACCAACUUUUCGGUGGUGCCCUUCAGUAUUUGUCAUCAUACCGAGAACAUAGACACCAACCAACUUGAUUACAUACCUAGUCGCCCCGAGGAGCCUACUCAUAAGUCCUCUUUCGGCGAGGAUUACAUGAUCACGUUCGUAUGGCCCAUCGUGAUCAUUGUGGCGAUGCUUGUGGCUGCCUCAAUCAUUGCCUGCUGCCUGCACUGGUGUCGCCAAAGGAGCGGCAAAAUGGAGCUAGGCGACGAAGAGGAGCGCAAGUCCUUCCGUGCCAAGGGUAUUCCCGUCAUCUUCCAGGACGAGUAUGAGGAGAAGCCCGAGAUCGGCAACAAGAGUCCUGUCAUACUCAAGGACGAGAAGCCGCCACUGCUGCCACCAUCCUACAAUACCUCAAACAUGAAUGGUGACAACGACGUGGACGAUUAUGUGCCACCACCGUCGGUGGUUGUGGGCGGCCGGGAAGUGCGUGGCAAGUCGCCAGCCACGCCCUCCUACCGCAAACCACCGCCAUAUGUGUCGCCAUAAAUCAGUGUCAAGAGCAGCAGGAAAGCAGCAAACCAGAUUGGAAGCAACUGCAACAAUAAUAACAAUCGCAUCGUAUUAACCACACAAUCUACAUAGAUAUAUACAUAUAUAUAUAUAUAUAUUUAACCGAUUUGGCACAAGUUAUAUGCAACUAAGCAAACUCUUUUGUAUAUAUCCAAGUGCAAAUUGGUUUCUUUGUACACUGUAUUCGAAUUGAGGGAAACUGGAUCCCAGCCGAGAAGUAUUCGCCAAGUCGAUGGAGUUUUUUUGGAUAACGUUUUGUAUUAGCCGAGAAUGGAGAAACAAUCAUGUGCUAAAUUACUGGCAAACAUACAGCCUACACCGUAGGACUAUCGAGUAUCACUAACACAAAACACAAAUCGAUAAACUAUGCUGCAUAUUAUUUAUUUAGUAUGUACUCUAAUUUAUAUGUAUACCACGCGAACACACGAGCACAUCCACAAGGACACAAAUGGUGUUUGGUACGAGACAAGCAUCGGAGCUUGAAAAACACACAGACACAUGCACACGAGCCCAUUUUAAGCAUAGCAUUUAAAACUCUUUGUACUAAAAUUAAGUUAAACGCGAGAAAGUAGGCACACAUGUCCUUCGUUCCACGUCCCUGGGCAGCUAUUAGACUUUCAGCUUGAUUUGCUCAAGCUGAAUUGUUUGCAUGUUUUUUUUUUUUUUGAAUCAUUGGACCACUUUGCUGCAUAUUUCCAUGAAAGGAUCAGGGGAACCGCCGAGGCAGGCUGUGCACUUGCCGCUGGUUGGUGCCCAAUUGAGUUUAGUAUUUUAGUUGUUUUACCAUUGGCUUAACUUACUGGGACGUCCGGCGAAGGACAUGUCCGCAAGGAGCUCGAUUAUUUUACAUUCUAAGAAGCAAUCGAACCCACAAUAGUGCUGCCAAUAAUCCAGGUACUCGGAUCGAACUAGCCGUUUGAAUACCAAUCGAUUCCUAAUUGCCCACAAGUGCUUCCCACAGACAGACAAACCAACAGACCAUAUCCACCAGACACACACACAACAUACAACACUCACACACACACACAAAUAUUUAUACGAAAAUGGAUUACUUAAAGUAGAAUCUAGUUUUAAAUGAUUUUCACACGCUCCCCUUUGGAUAAUUCUAUGUGAAAUGGUUAGAUUAGUUUAUAGCUGCUAGUUGGGCAGUACUUACUACACUACUACCUACUAUCUACUAUCUACCCCACCCGUCCCUUAUCCCUGAAUCGAACUAACACGUAGUGAGUAAUGCAUUGAUUUUAUAUGAACUUAUAGAGGAAGUCCAGAGCCUAAGUUAGAGCAAUAGUUGCAUGAAGGGAAAUGAAACUGAAAUGCAAAUUGAACUUGAAAUUGAAAUUGAAUUACUUUACGAGAGGACACUGAUUUUGUCGUGUGAAAACGUGCGCGAAAGUGCUACGCAAUUGCCUAUUAAACUAAGUAUGAUUAACUAAUUUGUGUAUUUGCAUAAGCUCAACCGCUGAAUUAUUUACAUUAUGUAAUUUGUAAUCGAGCAAACAGCGGCCGCAUUAGCAACAACAACAACAACAGCAAUAACAACAAACGGUAUCAAUUUAUUUUGAAUAAAAAAAUGCCAAAGAUA
This is a messenger RNA of Drosophila simulans, 6075 nucleotides long. RefSeq names its product dystroglycan (gene Dg). Gene Ontology annotation, cellular component: dystrophin-associated glycoprotein complex; sarcolemma; dystroglycan complex. The record is from RefSeq and is a predicted model, not a curated record. NCBI's taxonomy places the organism in Eukaryota, Metazoa, Arthropoda, Insecta, Diptera, Drosophilidae. The coding region runs from base 702 to 4469 and encodes 1255 amino acids. The transcript has 15 exons. Gene Ontology annotation, biological process: nerve development; muscle attachment; axon guidance. Gene Ontology annotation, molecular function: calcium ion binding; laminin binding.